Pyricularia grisea is the source of this 1155-nucleotide messenger RNA. RefSeq lists its product as uncharacterized. The record is from RefSeq and is a predicted model, not a curated record. Bases 27 to 893 code for a protein of 288 amino acids. The transcript has 3 exons. Lineage: Eukaryota; Fungi; Ascomycota; Sordariomycetes; Magnaporthales; Pyriculariaceae.
UUGUCAUCGUCACAUUAUAAAACACCAUGGCAAAUGAACGUAUCCCGCCGAAACCCGGGAUUCACAUCGAGCGAAUGCCGCAGUUGGCUGAGGCGAUAAACCGAGAGGAUGACUGGACCGGAACCACCGAUGCUGCGGCUCGCCGACGGGCUCAAACAAGACUAAACACAAGAGCAUACCGAAAACGCAAGGCACUGGCAAAUAAGAUGGAAGAAUCGAGUGAACCAGAAACUCGGGUGGAAUACUGGAACAGUCAAGGUCAAUGGAUCGCAUCGGUGUCGAAAUCACACGCAAAGGAGCUCUACAAUCGCCGAAACCCGCUGAUUCCAUGGCAGACGGACAAGUCCAAGAGAGACAACCUCAACAUCAUCUUCCCCCUUUCCUCAGACCACCUGAUCACUCUGCUCCAGUUCAACGUACUCCGAGCCCUACUCGUCAAUCGCAGUCUCCUCUUGGGUUACCCCGCCACGCCCCUCGACUGCGCCGACGAUGUUGUAGACAUCCUUCCGUACCCGAAAAACCCGGAGCAGCUUCCUUCAUCACUCCUACCGACCGCGCUUCAACAGCUCGUGCCUCACUGCAACUGGAUCGACAUCUUCCCUUGCCCCGACACGCGGGACCGUCUGAUCGUGGCAGCUGGGAGCUUUGACGAUGACGACCUGUGGCUGGACGUCUUGGGCGGGUUAUUCGAAGGCUUCCCGGAUGAAGAAGUGGAGCGGAGAGGAAUGGUUGCUUGGUCACCACCGUGGGAUAUUUCUGGAUGGGAGAUGUCGGAGAACUUUGUGAAGAAAUGGGGAUGGCUUUUCAAUGGGCCAGCCUCGAUGAAAGCAACAAAUCGUUGGAGGUCGCAAAGGGGAGAGGAGCGGUUGAAUGACUUGGCCGGGACGUGUUGAGGUUGAAUGGAGAGCUUUGGUACACUUGAAAAUGAUGUUCAUUACAACUUAGAUUUGGGGAGACAUUGCUUUGCAGGUCGUUGAUGCGCUUGGAAAUAAUUCCCCCGGUUUUAUAAUCUUUGGUUGCAGCGGGUAAAAGUUAAAAUAACAUGGAAUAUAUACAGGGCAGCACAUGGGAAAGGAUUUGGGUAUGUAUAUCACUGGGUCGUGUGCGCAACGAACACACCGUCGUGGGCAUUUGAUAUGGCUAACUAGGGUGGGC